CAUCUACUGUUAUGGUAUAAUUGAAGCAUUUGCCUAUAAAAAUGAAUGAGAUUCAGAUACUAACCUAUGUUAGGUCCUUGAAAUUCCCUAAGACCCCAUCACGAAGUAUUCAAUUCCAUUCCCUUCGGAGUAUAAUGGCGUCUCUUAUCGGAAGAAUUCUUCUCUUCAACCUUAUUCCAUUUUAAUAUUGGUAGUUCCAUGAAUGAUGCUACCAAGCAGGGCCGAAAGCACUUCUGUAACAGUUUAUAGAUCCUUUUAUUCCAAAACUUGUCGAUGGCACAUACAUUCCCAGAGAUUGGAGUUACAGUACAGUGUGACGAUGCCACAUGCAUGAGACUUGUUUACAGAACAACAGGUCACUAUCAAGAAAACAGAGUUGGGAUUUCCCCUUAUCCAAACAAAUGUCAGAAGGAACUUUCUCUUUUUUAUCCAUGUAAAAGUUUCAAGCCGGUUCAUCCUUUUGGAUUAAACAAUGCAUUCCAUUUGUCCUCAACAGCCUAUAUAAAUAAGGGUGAUAAGAUUUCCAAAUCCAUAGCUAAGCCUCAGUACACAAACAAGCUUUCCGCAUUACCAGCCUGCUCACUUGCAUAGUUUUUCUGAAAAGCCUUUAGCUUUCAACUGGAUUUCAUUUCACCCUCAGCUACAUUGCAACUUAUUUUUCUGCUCUUCAUAUAGCAGUUGUUCCAAUCUUCUGCUUCUUUUUGUCAAAGCAUACGAACCUGAUUCAAAUGGAUAGGGUAAAAGAUUUGGCAUCAAAGAAGGCUGCUGUGAUAUUCACCAAGAGCUCAUGUUGCAUGUGCCACAGCAUCAAACAACUCUUCUAUGAGCUUGGUGCCAGCCCUGCAAUUCAUGAGCUUGACCAAGUUAGCAAUGGGAAGGAAAUGGAGUAUGCUCUACGAGGGCUAGGAUGUAAUCCCUCAGUCCCAGCUGUGUUCAUAGGAGGAAAGUAUGUAGGCUCAGCAAAAGACAUCAUAUCCCUCCAUGUUGAUGGGUCUCUCAAACAAAUGCUCAUAGAUGCCAAGGCCAUCUGGUUCUAGUAAUAGCAAAAGAAGUCUCAAUAUAUGCUAGUUAAACCUGUAGAAAUAUGAUAAAAGCUCUGAUACCAUGUUGAAAACAAUGUUUUAUAAGGCUUUUGAUUUUUCUUUA
Messenger RNA from Juglans regia (Persian walnut), 1146 nucleotides. Its product is annotated as glutaredoxin-C11-like. The transcript has a single exon. NCBI's taxonomy places the organism in Eukaryota, Viridiplantae, Streptophyta, Magnoliopsida, Fagales, Juglandaceae. The coding region runs from base 729 to 1037 and encodes 102 amino acids. The record is from RefSeq and is a predicted model, not a curated record.